AUGGCCGUUACCCUAUCGGACCGAGCUAAAGAAUUACUUGAGUUCGAGAGUCAAUACACAGCUGGAGGAUUUCACGACCCUAUGCCCGCUGUUAUUACUAAAGCCAAAGGGGUCAAACUAUGGGACAUUGACGGGAAAGAGUACCUUGACUUCACAUGCAUGCUAAGUGCAGUGAACCAGGGCCACUCCCAUCCCGCUAUAAUUGAGGCAGUCGUGAAACAAAUGCAUGAUGCCUCGCUGGUAAAUAUUGCCGCUCACACGGCCAUCUGGCCGCCCUUUGCUCAGAUGAUGUGUCAACGUUUCGGUUACGACAAGAUCCUGCCCUUAGUAUCCGGGACAGAAGCGGUAGAAGCGGCUUGCAAGAUUGCGCGGAAAUGGGGAAUCAACGUCAAAGGUAUCCCCGCCGAUGAGUUGUUGAUACUCGGAUUGUCGGGAUGUUUCCAUGGGCUAUCAAUUGCCAUGUGGUCCUUGCAAGACAAAACCCCGAAACGUGCUGCCUACGGGAUCGCUGACCCUCGUCUCACCUGCUACGACCCGAAAACGGAGGAGCCGUUAUCGUAUGGUAAUACUGGGAGAAUAAAAGCGUGCAUCGAGCAUCAUCAUGCCCGAAUAGCUGCCGUAGUGAUAGAGCCCAUUCGUGGCCAGCUAAGAACCUUUGCUGAGGAAAUCUCCUAUUCCACCAAACUCUAUGACCUGUGCAAAGAGUACAAUAUUCUCUUUAUUGCUGACGAGAUUCGUAUGGGCUGUGGCAAGACAGGACGAUUCCUCUCAUCCGACCACCUUGGUGCAUCGCGCAAACCUGACCUCAUCGCACUGGGGAAGUCGCUUUCGGGAGGUGUCUACCCAGUGUCCUUCGUCCUUGGCCGAUCCGAGUGCAUGGACCUUGUCGGGGAAAAAGAGAUCGUUUCCACAUAUUCCUUCUCGCCAUUAGCCAUCACCGCAACCACAGCUGCAUUACGUGUGAUUGAUGAUGAGUGCCUUAUCGAGAGAGCGGGGCAGAUCGAGAAGAAGUUCUUGGAAGUGGCAGAGACGUGGCGACAUCCCUUCAUCCGCUAUGCUACUGCGAGGGGCGCCGAUUUCUUUAUUUUUUUCUGGAGAAUCGACCAAAAUACUUGUCGGCGGAUUUGCGAGAUAUGCAUGCACAACGGGUUGUUAGUGUAUCCUAACGGGCUGGGUAUUAGGAUGAGUAUCGCUAUGGUUAUCACGGACGAAGAGCUGAGAGCGGGGCUUGAGAUCUUGUCUAAUGCCUUUGAUACUGUUUUCUCUGACUUAACUAGGUACAGAGCUCUAGUAGGUUGAGAAAGGAAUUACUAGCAGCCCUAUUGACAAACAGCCCAUCAGAACUGGGUCUUUU
Messenger RNA from Talaromyces stipitatus ATCC 10500, 1354 nucleotides. Its product is annotated as acetylornithine aminotransferase, putative. Bases 1 to 1299 code for a protein of 432 amino acids. Gene Ontology annotation, cellular component: cytoplasm. The transcript is spliced from 6 exons. The record is from RefSeq and is a predicted model, not a curated record. Gene Ontology annotation, molecular function: pyridoxal phosphate binding; identical protein binding; L-ornithine transaminase activity. Lineage: Eukaryota; Fungi; Ascomycota; Eurotiomycetes; Eurotiales; Trichocomaceae.